GGGAAGAACAUAGCAGGACCAUUAAGGUUGGAAUUGCUUGUGUCCAAUGCAAGAUGCAGCAGUUCCAGCUUGUUGUGGUGCAUUUGGCCCUUGUGAUCACCCUGCUGCAGUGGCACGCUAGCUCAGUGCUCCUUGCAGAGGCAGCUCCAGAGCCUUUGGAGCCUUCUGCUGCUCUGGCCAUGGGAGCACAUCCAGUUGCCAGUGAAGAGAAGUCAGCCACCAACCUGGCAGCCAAACUGUUCCUUCUUGAUGAGCUGGUGUCUCUGGAGAAUGAGGUGACUGAGACCAAAAAGAAAAGAAGUUUCCCAGGAUUUGGGUCCCCGAUCGACAGGAUUUCUUCAACCUCUAUGGAUGCUAAAGGCAAAAAGAGGAAAGUGGUUGAGCUGCCUAAGAGAAGGUUUGGAGUUCCUCUCGACCGGAUUGGAGUGAGUCGUCUCGGCAACACCAAGGGUUAGCAGUUCCUGCAAGUACUUCUGUUCUAAAUGAUUGAUGCUGUAUUGGGAACACUGCAGAAACACAGAAGAUGCAUCACAGCAUGUCUUGUCAUUGACUAAUGAUCCAACACUCAAGGAACUGACCUCCUGCAAAAUCUGUUUCACAUUGCAUUUUACAAAUGUUGCAUUUACAAAUAAUAACAAACUCAACUCAUCAGGUCAGGAUGCUCUCACAGUUGUGCACAGUGCCACUGAUAGGAGGGAACAGAAAAUUUGUAUAUAGUUUAAUUGCAUGGCAUUUAUUUCUUAAACUUGCAGAAGUUUGUUAUCCUAGCAAGGACUGUUGGAUUUUUUGGAUUGAAAAUAAAACUUCCAGAGAUGCCAACAACAGUCCAUGAAAAAGCAGCCAGUUUGCCUUGCACGUUUCUUUCAAGAGAAUGUUUGUUUGAUAGAUGAUGGGAGGAUUUAACAGUUAUGGGACAAACCUAGGAUUUAUUUGAAUUAUUGUUUGGGAGAAGAUGUCUACUGACUUUUCUAGGAGUUAGUCUGAAUGAGAACUAUGUCAAUACCUUAGUAUUCGUCCUGAUGUUUUUAGUAGUCUUUCUUUUAUCUCUGCACUGUAUUUAGCCUUGUUUUCAUUGUAUGGCAGAUCCUGAAAUGU
This is a messenger RNA of Apus apus (common swift), 1095 nucleotides long. RefSeq names its product osteocrin (gene OSTN). The coding region runs from base 54 to 455 and encodes 133 amino acids. The record is from RefSeq and is a predicted model, not a curated record. The transcript has 5 exons. Gene Ontology annotation, molecular function: signaling receptor binding. NCBI's taxonomy places the organism in Eukaryota, Metazoa, Chordata, Aves, Apodiformes, Apodidae. Gene Ontology annotation, biological process: hormone-mediated signaling pathway.